Molecule: messenger RNA, 1050 nt
Organism: Penicilliopsis zonata CBS 506.65
Lineage: Eukaryota; Fungi; Ascomycota; Eurotiomycetes; Eurotiales; Aspergillaceae
Exons: 2
Coding region: 1-1050 (349 amino acids)
Biological process (GO): NADPH regeneration
Cellular component (GO): cytoplasm
Molecular function (GO): oxidoreductase activity
Source: RefSeq, a predicted model, not a curated record
AUGGAACUUCGAACACCAUCCACUGGCUGUCUCUCUAUACCACUAGCCGUCUACGAUCAACCCUUCACCUCCGACUCCGAUCAUAUCUCCUACUCCUCCCUGGACGUCAUCUAUAACCUCCUGCCCCCCGAAACCUCCGAAGCGGCCACCCUCGCCGCCCUGGCCGCCGGCAAACAUGUCGUCCUCGACACCCUCCUGGCCCCAAGCCUCGCCAGCGCCCGCCGCAUCCUCGCCGCCGCAUCCUCCGCCCCAAACAACGCCCGUGUCUUCGUCAGCUCUGCCCGCCGCAAUGCCCCCUGCUUCACCGACGUGUUCAAGGCGGAGGUAGCCUCGUUGGAACGGAUCCAUUACGUCCGGUGUAGGGGGAUCACAGGACGGUCCCCUGCUUUCGUCACCCCGGCAGGGAUCCCCUUCACAACAGUGGUGCAAGAAGCGAAAGGAACGGAUGAAAACGAAACCGCUGUUUCUUCUUCUUCUUCAUUGAGAAAAGCAUGGGAUUCUCUUCUUCGCGAAGUCUUCAAAGGCCAAGAACUCACCCCGGAACGAGUCGCGCUACGCCGCUUCCUCACCGCAGCAGGAUGCCACGAUCUCUCCGUCCUGCGCGACACCCUCGGCGUCCCAGAGUCCGUCUCGGGCAUCUCCAUCAACGUCCCCUUCUACUCGGCUACCUUCCACUACACAGAUCGAACCGGCCAUCCCUUUGCCGUCCUCUGGGAGGCGGGCGUCGACGACGUAUCCCGCUGCGACGCCCAUCUCACCGUCUACGCACAGGGCAAGACUCUCUCCGUGGAAUACGAUUAUCCCUAUCAUCCGCGCGCAACCCCUGCAAGGGUUCUUGUUCAACAAGGCGCAGACACUAAAGUACACACAAGUUCCUUGUUUGAAUCGUACGCGGCUCUCUUCAAACGGCUACAUCGCUAUCUCACCACUACUGCUGCUGCUGCUGCUGAUGCUUCACCGGAUGACGCAGUUCUGGAUCUUAGACUCUUCCGGAUGAUCUUUGACCAGUAUGAUCGGCAGUGUGGGACGAUUCGGACACCGUUGGGAUGA